This is a messenger RNA of Sardina pilchardus (European sardine), 2152 nucleotides long. It is a transcript of the gene prpsap1, whose product is annotated as phosphoribosyl pyrophosphate synthetase-associated protein 1. NCBI's taxonomy places the organism in Eukaryota, Metazoa, Chordata, Actinopteri, Clupeiformes, Clupeidae. The coding region runs from base 374 to 1444 and encodes 356 amino acids. Gene Ontology annotation, cellular component: ribose phosphate diphosphokinase complex; cytoplasm. The transcript is spliced from 10 exons. Gene Ontology annotation, biological process: 5-phosphoribose 1-diphosphate biosynthetic process; purine nucleotide biosynthetic process. The record is from RefSeq and is a predicted model, not a curated record. Gene Ontology annotation, molecular function: ribose phosphate diphosphokinase activity; ATP binding; magnesium ion binding.
CCUCCAGUCUUGAGGUAUCAUAGCUACUAGCGUUACUGGUAGUUAGGCAAUAAACAGAUGAACGGCUGUCAACUUAUUUGAUGGUAUUGUUUGUGUAGACGAACUUACUGUGUUACCUAAUGUGACGUUUUUAUAAAUCAUUUUGCAUCUAGUACGUUACGGUUGAAUGUUUUAUUAAUUACCCGUUAGCUACCCACGCAGCUAACGUUUGUCUCAUUCAGUCAUUUUACAAGCUGUUUGCCUAUGCUAGCAAGCUAGCUAACAUCACUCCAACGGCAGGUUAGCUAUAUAGCUAACUAACUGUUAUUCGUGUAUCUAGCAAGCUGCGUUGAAACUCUGGUGUGAUCUGUGAAAUUUCCAUGCCCUGUCAAGUAUGAACGUUCCAAAAAGUGGAUAUCGCGUCUUUUCUGCUAACUCCACGGCGGCAUGCACGGAGUUAGCCAAGAAAAUUACUGAACGACUUGGAGUUGAGUUGGGGAAAUCCGUUGUUUAUCAAGAGUCCAACAGAGAGACACGGGUGGAUGUGAAGGAGUCUGUACGAGGUCAAACCAUCUUUAUCAUCCAGACCAUUCCCAGAGAUGUCAACACAGCCAUUAUGGAGCUCCUGGUCAUGGCGUAUGCCCUCAAGACCUCCUGUGCAAAGAACAUCAUUGGCGUCAUCCCGUACUUCCCCUACAGCAAGCAGUGCAAAAUGAGAAAGAGGGGAUCUAUUGUGUGCAAACUGUUAGCAUCCAUGCUCGCCAAAGCAGGUUUAACUCACAUCAUCACCAUGGACCUCCACCAAAAAGAGAUCCAAGGCUUCUUCGGCUUCCCCGUGGACAACCUGCGCGCCUCACCGUUCCUGCUGCAGUACAUCCAGGAAGAGAUUCCGGACUACAGGAAUGCCAUCAUUGUUGCAAAGUCGCCAUCUGCAGCCAAAAGAGCUCAGUCGUAUGCAGAGAGGCUCCGUCUCGGGCUGGCCGUCAUACACGGAGAGGCCCAGUGUGCCGAGUCGGACAUGGCGGAUGGACGCCACUCGCCGCCCUGUGUGCGCAACACCUCUGGACACCCCGGGCUCGAACUGCCAUUAAUGAUGGCUAAGGAGAAGCCGCCCAUCACUGUGGUGGGGGAUGUGGGAGGACGCAUCGCCAUCAUAGUAGACGACAUCAUCGACGACGUGGAGGACUUUGUGGCGGCCGCAGACAUCCUGAAGGAGCGCGGCGCCUACAAGAUCUACAUCAUGGCCACUCACGGCCUGCUGUCCGCCGACGCGCCGCGGCUCAUCGAGGAGUCCCCCAUCGACGAGGUGGUGGUGACCAACACCGUGCCCCACGAGGUCCAGAAGCUGCAGUGUCCAAAGAUCAAGACCGUGGACGUGAGCAUGAUCCUGGCCGAGGCCAUCCGGCGCAUCCACAACGGCGAGUCCAUGGCCUAUCUGUUCCGCAACGUCACCGUGGACGACUAGGGUCCGCCUGAGGUGAGGGUGCGGUGGGAGGGGUUGUGUGACGGGACUCCCACCAACACCUUCCUCGUUUGACCUCUGACCCCCCCGUGCUCCAUCAGGUGCAGAAGUGCCAAGUGCUCCCCGCAUACCAAACACAUUCAAAGCCACACACUUCUAUGCAUUUACAUGGGGGGGGGGGGGGGGGUGCAGUGCAACCAUCACAGUAACUCAAACUCACAGCAAGGUGUAAAGAUUUCGUUUGAUCAGAUGAGCUGAAUUCAGGUGACCUGAGAGGGUCCCAGAGGAGCUCGAAGGGAGAACAGAAAACAAAAGAUCUAGAACGUCAUAGAAUGUAUUUUAGAAUGUUCUAGAAUGUGUUCCAAGAUGUCUUUUUUUUUUUGAGUGAGUGAAAGCCAUGCAAUAAACCUCAGCUUUAACAGGUCCUCAGUUUUUAAAACAUGCGACUAAAAACAUUUACUAGUAUACAUACUCAACCAGCUCUAACCAGAGGCUUUGAUAACAUGACACGAUAUAAGCUAAGUGAACUCCUUUACGCUCACAGACAGGAAAGCACUUACAGUACUUGUUUCUGCCCAUGCGAUUUAGCACUUUGUUAAUACUUGACCAGCACGUAGAACUGACUCGAACCUGACAUCAGCUGCUGGAGUUCAGGGCAGCACUGUGACUGUGUGACUCAUGAACAAACCCAUAUACAGUGCCUAUAGAAAG